AUGUCUUCGAACAGAAACCACACCCAAACCUACGAGGCCGGUGACCACGUCCAGUACCAAGCCAUAGGCGGGGGCAAAGGCACGACUUCCACCACCGAGGGAGAGAUUCAGGAAGUUAUCACCCAUAAACGACCCGCUGGUGAUACUGGUGUUAAAGUUAAUGCUACCCCCGAAGAUCCUCGCUACACUGGCAAGGAGACUGCAUACAAGGAACAGAAUAUUGACGGUGUCACGGAGUAA
Messenger RNA from Lentinula edodes (shiitake mushroom), 240 nucleotides. RefSeq lists its product as uncharacterized. NCBI's taxonomy places the organism in Eukaryota, Fungi, Basidiomycota, Agaricomycetes, Agaricales, Omphalotaceae. The transcript is spliced from 4 exons. The record is from RefSeq and is a predicted model, not a curated record. The coding region runs from base 1 to 240 and encodes 79 amino acids.